This is a messenger RNA of Aspergillus campestris IBT 28561, 603 nucleotides long. RefSeq lists its product as uncharacterized. The record is from RefSeq and is a predicted model, not a curated record. Bases 1 to 603 code for a protein of 200 amino acids. NCBI's taxonomy places the organism in Eukaryota, Fungi, Ascomycota, Eurotiomycetes, Eurotiales, Aspergillaceae. The transcript has a single exon.
AUGCACGGACUAGGGGAGAACCAAAGUCUUAUUGAUGAGAUCUCCGCCAAGGUGACGGAUCUGGAUGCAUCGGCUCUGCAGGCCUCUGGUUUGACCGAUGCCGAGAUAGAGCAGACAUUAAAGUCGGUAUUCACUUUGGUUGAAUCGCUCCGGCAGGACUCGGAGUCGAUACUCCACGAUUUCGGCAUCGCGGAUUCGGGGCUCAACAACGCAGAUUACUGUGUCUCUGUCGCAGAGGCACGGUACUCGAAUGCCGACCCAAGUGUCUCCCGCAGACUGGACCAGGAGAAGAAGAAAGAAGACGCUAAGAUUCAGCGCGAUCUUGCCUCCAAGCUGGACAGUAUUCGUGCUGGGCCGGCGGAAAUCACGUCCAACAUCAACAAACUCCUUACGGCCAUUGGGAAAGGCCCUGUGGUCGAACAAGAGAUCCCAUCUGAAGCCGUCCAAACCGACCACCCAAUCGACAGUCUGCUCCCUGGGCCUCGAGCACCUACCGUCGGCCCUGGCGCCAACAAACCGACCGGAGAUCCGGACCAUUGGCAGAGAAUUCGAAAAGCACUAGACGACGCAAAGAAGAGAAAUGCGGCCAGAGCCAAGACUUAA